CAAGGUAAUAUAAAGUUGGAGGCAGCAUCCAUGUUCACUGCCCCCUCUGACUUUGCUGUCCAAUCCUGGGGAUAUUGAUAUAAAAUGGACAAACUUCUCUUAGGCCUUUCUCUUCUCUGCUUCACAUGGACUGUGUCUGGGGGAUGGUGUAUAAACUGUCGAAAAAAAUCUGUGAAAAUCUAUGCUUCUCAGAAGCUGCUAUGUAGAAGUUGCGACUUUGUUCUUCCAAAAGGAGAUUGCAUUAAAGGACGUGGCACCUGUACUGCAAAAAUAAAUGAGACCUGUUCAACUGAGAAAGUCUUCUACAAUGGACUCAUUCAGUAUGGAAAGCUGAAGUGUAAAGAACAUUGUCAAGAAUCCAAAACGAUGUUAAAGAAAAAGAUGAUUUCAUCUGAGUGCUGUAUGGGUCGAAACUUCUGUAAUAAUAUCUAGAAGUUCUGACUUUCCUCCCCAGACACUAAUUUCUGGAGAACUAUGGCCUCAUCCUGAAGACUACAUUGGCAUUUGUCUCUCUGAAUUUUUGAUAACCCUCAACUAGAAGGUUGGUUUCUCCUACUCUUACUUCUAGAAUCCAUUGACGAGUCCCUUAUUUCUGCCCUUUUCCAUGCAUAAAAAAAUGACUUGAACAUAUUGCUAUGACAGAGGACAAUCUUCCUUGCAAUUGACUUUUUGAGACCAAGAUAUCUUUCCCUCCCAUUUUAUCAUUACCCUUCUUUCUCUCCCACUAUUUGACUUCUUUUUCUAUUAGUGCUAUAACAUGAUGGAAAGAGCCUUAACCUGAGUGGCCUGAAUUUAAAUCUUUCCUAUAACAUUUGCUCACUAUAGGACUUUGAGCAAGUCUCUGAACUUAGUUUCUUCAUCUUUGAAUAAUUCUAGAUUUGCUCACACUACUUCCCUCACAAGAUUAUUAUGAGAAUAAAAAGUUCUUUGUAACUCUAAAUUAUAAUGGAAAUGUGAAUUGUUAUUUUUAUUAUUUUAACCAUAACCUUAUUCUUUUCUUCUGUCCCUUCUUCCUGCCACUAAAAGGAAGGAUUCUGUGAUGUCCCAAAAGAAAAAGAUUUCCAUUAAAAAAAUAUGUGGAAGCCACUUAGUUUAUGUGUGCUACUUCUUAAAAAAAAAAAAAAAAAGUCUAAUCUUAUUGCUCUCCUAACAUUUACUACAGCGUUAAAUUUUUAAAAAGACUUUUGCAUCUUUGUCUUAAUCACCUCCCACCCCUUUUUGAGAAUAUAUAUUAACCUCAAAUCAUCUUGAAGAAAUUAGGUAUUUUAAAGUUCUAAUCAUAUAUAUUUAACUAUUAGCAAGGGGAUGUUCUGAUUUUUUUUCUUGCACAACAUGACAAAAGAAUUCCACUUAUUUAACCUAUGUCAGCUUGAUUGCUAUCUUGGUGAGGGUGGAGGUAAGGGAAGGAGGGAGAAAAAUGAAUGUUGGAAAUCAAUCUUUACAUGUAUUUGGAAAAAUAAAAUGCUGAAUGGGACUGAUUAGAUAAA
Molecule: messenger RNA, 1487 nt
Organism: Antechinus flavipes (yellow-footed antechinus)
Lineage: Eukaryota; Metazoa; Chordata; Mammalia; Dasyuromorphia; Dasyuridae
Gene: PATE4
Product: prostate and testis expressed 4
Exons: 3
Coding region: 85-432 (115 amino acids)
Source: RefSeq, a predicted model, not a curated record